This is a messenger RNA of Phyllotreta striolata, 3360 nucleotides long. NCBI's taxonomy places the organism in Eukaryota, Metazoa, Arthropoda, Insecta, Coleoptera, Chrysomelidae. The record is from the annotation of a GenBank genome assembly.
AUGUCGCUGUUAAGAACUAACAGUAAUGGUAGCGGGAACGGAAGACCCAGUUUGGCAGAUUUCUUGACAGCUCGCCCGUCGGGCCUCGAGGAAUCCGAAUCCUGGGCCGUAUUAUGCCAAGCCGUGCAAGCCUUGCAAGACCUUUUUUUAUCAGAUGGUGCCUUCGGCAGUUCAUGUGUUCCUCUAGUGACCCCUCAAACGUUGCUGUUUUCACUACGAGGGAGGGUGAAAUUGUGCCCGAGCCGACACGUUUUCGAGGGAAAACCCCCCGUACAUCUCAUGAGCUACUUGGCUCCUGAAUACAGAACGAAGAAACAUUUUACUGACACCGAAAUGGAAAAGAUGUGGGUCUUCGCUUUGGGCGAGACCCUAAAAAGGGCCACAUUGACCAGCCACGUCGCCACUUCCCGUUUGAGUGCCGAAUUAUGUCAACUCCUGACGGAUAUGACGCGACUCCAGGCCACGGCGAGAGCUUCAUUGAUGCACCUUUUAGACAUUAUCUCCAACUACUGCGUCAAGCGACAACAGCAUCGACCCUUUUCCCACAUCGUCAUGGAUUUGUACCAAGAAACCGUGUCUGCCUUAGAAGUUGUAAUGGAGUCAUCUUGGGGUCCUCCUGCAAUGCCGCAAUUGCAACCUAGGACAAUAAAUUGGACGGACCCGACGACUGAUAAUUACGGAACGAUUCCGCGGCGUUGGAUGGGCCUGACGCGGGCCCAGGAGAUGAAUUUUCCCAAAUUAACUCGGGAAGCCAGCACGAGCAUGGACGAUUUGGCCUAUGCCCGCGCCGGCACGAUGCCCGGCACGGUGCCCGGCAGCGUGGCGAGGCCCAAGUCGAUGUACGUGGAGGGCCACGGACUUCAUAGUGACGUAAAUGUGAUUAGUGAUAAUAAUUUUUUUAAUCAAAUACCCCUCGAACCAAGGCGGGACGACGACGCUGUUUGUAGAGGUGGAAGCGGCGGGACCAUCGGUAAUAAAGGUAGUAACAACAGAAGACUGAAAGUUCGACGGAACCCAGUACAAAGGGCUGCCUCCCGGCUAUAUAGGGUAAAAGACGAGUCUCAAGCGGGCAACAAUAAAGAGUGCGUCGGGCCCGAAUUCGUCGUUAGGGCUUCUUUGCCCAGCAGACAACUAUUAAUGACCGACGUGAAAGUCAACAACGGAAAAAUCGUUACCAUAAUAAUGCUCGAUGGCCAAAAGUUGGACGUCCUGUGCAAUCCCCAUUCCACAGCAGGACAUCUAUUCGAGCAAAUAAUACAAAAGGAGCACAUUGAAGAGAACUUCAUGUUCGGUUUGUCGGCGCUGAUAUCGGGCGAUUUCGUGUUCCUUCCUUCGGACACGAGGAUCUCGAAGGUGCUGCAGGACGAGCACCACCAGGGCGCCGCUCUGACGCUCUUCCUGCGCGUCCGGUUCUUCCUGCCGUCGCUGCGCGGCUUCAGAGGCAACGAGGCCAAGCACCUGCUCUACUUGCAGCUGCGGAGGUCCAUCAUCGAGCACCAGUUGCCCUGCACCUUCAAGCAAAUCGUCGAAUUGAACGGGUUCGCUUUGCAGGCCGAAUUCGGCGACUAUAAUCCUAAAGAACACGGCCAAAGGGAUUAUUUUUUGCUCGAGCACUACAUUCCCGAGUCGAUGUCUUCUGUUAUAGAAGAUUCCGCGGGAUUGCGACAGGAAUUGAUUAGAGCUCACGUUUCCAAAAGCGGCGUGGAAACGAGAAAAGCGGAGGAAAAUUUUAUAACGUUGGCGCAGUCGCUGCCUCAUUACGGCGGUCAUUUCUACACAGCCACUUGGAUGAACAAAGACAACAACCACAAGGACAUUUGGUUGUACAUCAGCGCCCAAGGGAUGAGCUUGUACGAAAGAGGCAACCACACCAGCCAAUUCGGACCAAUUUUGUACGAAAAAUUCGAGUGGAGGAACAUUCAAACCUUGUGCUACAGCAAGCAAUAUUUAUGCAUCCUCCCACACACCGAUCGCCAAUCUAAAUUCAAGCUUAAAAAGUACAAACUCAAAAUGGACCAGAAGAAGAGCUACUUUACGUUCCGGCUGGCCUCGCUGCACCACCAGUUCUUCAUGCGCUUCCGCACCGAGUACAUCUCGCCGCAAACUCUCUCCCAGCAAUUCGGCAUUCCCCUGAAAGACAUCAAAAACGAGACCAACUCGAUGUGCAAGCUGGACGGUCUGCUCAACACCGAGACCGCCUUCGAGAUCGACUUCAGGACGUCGUCGCGGAUCGGCGGCCGCGCCGGCCGCUUCGACAUGAAAAAGUCGAAGAGCAUCGGCGACUUCAACGAGUCGGUGAACGAGCGCGACCAGAACAAGGAGAACGAAACGACGAAGCGCGCCGGCGGAUUGGUGUUGGAGAGCAAACACCUCUCCGGAUUGCCGCCGAACGGCUCGGCGGACAAGCGGCGAGGCGUCAAGAUGGGCACGAGGGCCUUCUCGAGCUCCAAGGCGGGCCUGUCGCGGUCCAUGGAGGCCGUCAACAAGGAGUAUUUGGAGGAGAUGUCGCUGCAGUCGGUGUCGCUGCAUUGCAGCUCGACGUCGGUGUCGCGGUCGCCCACCGGGAAGUGCACGCCCGACGAGGCUUUCAUUUUGGAUUCGACGAUAAAGCACUCGAGCCAGCCGUUCCUGCCGGACUUCCAGGAGACGGUGAGCGAAUCGCUGCUGGAAAAACUGGACGAUCUGUCGGUGGUCGAAGAGCGUCUGCUCGUCAACGUCUCGCUGACGCGCGACCCGAAGGGCAGCUUCGGCCUCCAAAUAACCGAAGGCUCCGACGGGCACGUCUACGUCCAAUCGGUCAUCGCCGGCGGCCCGGCCUUUUGCACCGGCAACUUCAUCGCCGGCGAUCAAAUCAUCGCCGUCAACGGCAAAUCGCUGCUGGGCGCGCGGUACGAUCGGGCGCUGGACGUGCUGAAGACCUCCGGCGACCGCAUCGAUUUCGUGCUGGCCCGACACGCGCCGGACAGGGCGAAGAGAAGCGCCGGCGGCAGCCCCGUCGAGAAGCACUUGAUCGAGAACUGCCGGGACGCGUCGAACGUGGGGAAAUACGGCGCCGAGGAGGUGCCCUAUCACAAGCACAUUCGGUACGAGAUCGGGCUCGGGCGGUCGCUGUCGAAGUCCUGCACGAGCUUGGAGCGCUCGAACGGGGACCGAGCGGUCGUGGUGGAGAUGAUUCCGAAAGGGAUGGUUGAUUUCGAGGAGGAAGGGUCGACGAGGCCCGUCGCCCUGCCGCGGUGUUUGGGGCUGAGUAGACGGUGGAAGGGCCCGGUUAAAUAUCCUGUCACGCCGGUCAAAAAGACGACGAUAAAUUGUGAUAGUUCGUACUUGUCUACUUCGGAUGAAGAGCAGAUUUUUAUAUGA